Molecule: messenger RNA, 2373 nt
Organism: Phialemonium atrogriseum
Lineage: Eukaryota; Fungi; Ascomycota; Sordariomycetes; Cephalothecales; Cephalothecaceae
Product: alpha/beta-hydrolase
Exons: 2
Coding region: 194-1951 (585 amino acids)
Source: RefSeq, a predicted model, not a curated record
CAGCAACCUCCAUGGCGCCGUCGACCAUCCAUUGCGCUUCCCUCUUUUCCCAUGUGAAGGCGAGUGUAGAUAUAAAUCCCAGGGUUCUCCUCCGUGAAGAUAUGAGCCCAACCUGGUAGUUGUCGCUCUCCACAGGUCCCGGACCUCCUGCCGAGUCUUCUUGUCCUACCGAAGCUUCUCACAGCUCAGCACCAUGAAGACAACCCUUUCCGCGGCCUUUCUCGCCGCCUCUCUGGCACUGCUCGGCCAGGUGGCCGCCAUCCCGGCGCCAACCCCUGUCCCGGAGCCGACCCUCGUGCUCGAGGAGCGCGCCGUCAAGACGACGGUGUCGCUGUCGCCCUCGGCGUCGGUGGUCGGCACCUCGGACUCGCGCGUCGACACCUUCCGCGGCAUGCCGUACGCGCUCCCGCCCACGGGCCCGCUGCGCCUCAAGCCGCCCGUCCGGCUCAACUCGUCGGGCACCUUCGACGCCACGCGCAUCGAGGCCGCUUGUCCGCAGAUGCUCCUCUCCACCAGCGGGAACAGUCUGCUCCUCAGCGUCUUGGGCUCGGUCGCGAACUUGCCCUUCUUCCAGACCGUGACUAACCAGAAGGAGGACUGCUUGACCAUCAAUGUCUUCCGCCCGGCUGGCACCAAGGCUGGUGACAAGUUGCCGGUGUUGUUCUGGAUCUUUGGGGGUGGUUUCGAGCUCGGUUGGUCGUCGAUGUACGACGGUUCGGGCCUUGUGUCCAACGCCGUCGGCAUGGGCAAGCCGUUCGUAUUUGUCGCGGUCAACUACCGCGUCGGGGGCUUCGGCUUCCUACCCGGCAAGGAGAUCCUCAAGGACGGAUCGGCCAACCUCGGCCUCCUGGACCAGCGCAUGGGCCUCGAGUGGGUGUCCGACAACAUCGCGGCCUUUGGCGGCGACCCGGACAAGGUCACCAUCUGGGGCGAGUCGGCGGGGGCCAUCUCCGUCUUUGACCAGAUGGCCCUGUACGACGGCAACAACAAGUACAACGGCAGGCCGCUGUUCCGGGGCGCCAUCAUGAACUCGGGCAGCAUCGUCCCCGCGGACCCGGUCGACUGCCCCAAGGGCCAGAUCGUGUACGACGCGGUGGUCAGCAAGGCCGGCUGCGCGUCUGCGGCGGACACGCUCGAGUGCCUGCGCGGCAAGGACUACACGACGUACCUCAACGCGGCCAACUCGGUGCCGGGGAUCCUCUCGUACAGCUCUGUGGCGCUGUCGUACCUCCCUCGGCCCGACGGCAGGGCCCUGACGGCGAGCCCGGACGAGCUCGUGCUCUCGGGCCGGUACGCGGCGGUGCCCAUGAUCAUCGGCGACCAGGAGGACGAGGGCACGCUGUUCAGCCUGUUCCAGCCCAACGUGACGACGACGUCGGCGCUCGUCGACUACCUCGGCGGGCUCUUCUUCCACGGGGCGACGCGCGCGCAGAUGUCGGAGCUGGUGGGCACGUACAGCUCGUCCAUGACGGCGGGCAGCCCGUUCCGCACCAGCAUCUUCAACGAGGUGUACCCGGGCUUCAAGCGCAACGCCGCCAUCCUGGGCGACCUCGUCUUCACGCUGACGCGCCGCGCCUUCCUGGACCUGUCGUCGGCCCUGCGCCCGGACGUGCCGGCCUGGUCGUACCUCGCGUCCUACGACUACGGCACCCCCGUCCUGGGUACCUUCCACGCCAGCGACCUGCUGCAGGUCUUCUACGGCGUCCUGCCCAACUACGCCAGCAGGAGCAUCCAGUCGUACUACUUCAACUUUGUCUACAACCUCGACCCCAACGACGCGUCCGGCGGGGCCGGCAAGGGCAGCAGCAAGGUCGCCAUGCAGUGGCCCAAGUGGGCCGGGGCGAAGAAGCUGAUGCAGUUCUUCAACAACAAGGGGGCUCUGCUGGAUGAUAACUUUAGGAGUGCCAGCUAUGACUGGAUCCUGGGGCAUGUCGGGUAUCUGCAUGUUUAGGUGGUUUUAUUGGGAUUUACUGCACACAGGGCCGUUGCUGGUCUGUUACUGGGUCUGGAUUGUAUAUACGUACAGUUUGGCCGAUUGUGACGAGUUAUGAAUCACGAAGUAUCCCCAAGGGAGUCGGGGAUCCAGGCAGUGGGAAAGGUCAAAAACAAAGAUUCUGAGGAAUUCAGACAGGUCUUUUGAUUUAAUGACCAACGAUAGGCGAAUUUCCCAGUGUUUGUAGAACGCUCUAAAAUUUCUGUUUCAGCCGAGAAAUUCCCACGACGUAGCAGCAUGGGGCAUCAGUCGAGAGAUCGCAAACCACCGUCCCCGCCAACAUCAAAGCGCCGUGACCUCCCCGACGAUCCCAUUGACACCCCCCGAACCACCAUUAACGCAACCGCCGUUACCGCCCCCAUCACCAACGAGAACGCUCC